UAAGCAGAUAGGUAGUGGCAAGGUAAAAAAGAUCCAACUGCCAGUGUCCAAAACCCAAGCUGAUCUCAAUGUCCUUAUCCCUGAUUUCCUUCUCCCCGAUUCAACACGCUUUCCCAAAAGCUUUUUUUCACGAUCGGAUCAAAGAGAUUCGAAAACGUUUUUAUCCCAACUCUCCAAAUUUCUCUCCAAGCUCAGCUCUGCUCAACUAAUGGGUUUUAUAUUUUGUUUGUUACUCUCAACUUUCCUACGGCAAUCUUGGGCCCUGGAGACUCCUUCUGGUAUAGAGUUGGAGUCCUUGACUCAAGAGUUGUUGGAAUCUGCGAGAAAACCUGUGUUUUUUGAAUGGAUGAGAGAGGUUAGAAGGAAAAUUCAUGAGUACCCUGAGCUGGGAUUUGAAGAACAAAAGACCAGUCAAGUCAUCAGGACAGAGUUAGACUCGCUUGGAAUCAGCUACAAAUGGCCUGUUGCUAAAACUGGGGUGGUUGCCACUAUUGGGUCUGGUGCUAAACCAGUUUUCUCUCUCAGAGCUGACAUGGAUGGCCUCCCUAUUAAGGAAUUAGUAGAGUGGGAGCAUAAGAGCAAGGUUGAUGGUAAGAUGCAUGCUUGUGGUCAUGAUUCUCAUGUAGCAAUGGUACUUGGAGCAGCCAAGCUACUUCAGGCCAAAAGAGAUGAAUUAAAGGGAACGGUAAAGCUAGUUUUCCAGCCAGGGGAAGAGGGUUAUGCUGGUGCUUACCAUAUGUUACAAGAUGGUUCUCUGGAUGAUAUAGAUGCCAUCUUUGCUUUACAUGUUUUACCAGCAUAUCCUAGUGGCAUCCUUUCUUCAAGGCCUGGAGCAAUGACUUCUGGAGCUGGGCUCUUUUCAGCCAUAAUUCAAGGAAAAGGUGGACAUGCGGCACUCCCCCAUCUCAAUAGGGACCCAAUUGUUGCAGCAUCUUUUGCCAUUGUUGCUCUCCAGCAGAUUGUCUCCCGGGAGACAGAUCCUCUUGAGGCUAGAGUAGUGACAGUGGGGUUCAUUGAGGGAGGUAAUGUAGAAAACGUGAUCCCGGAGUCGGUUAGAUUUGGCGGAACAUUCAGAAGCUUGACUAAUGAAGGUCUCUCCUACCUCCAGAAAAGGAUUAAAGAGGUCAUAGAAAUGCAAGCCGCUGUGCACCAAUGUACUGCGACAUUAGACUUUCUGGAGGACGUCCCAUUGCCUUAUCCAGUUUUAAGUAAUGAUGAAGCAUUGUAUGAACAUGCAAAGAAGGUUGGUGAGACCUUAGUUGGAGAAGCUAAUAUGCACCUCCAUCCAGUAAUUACUGGUGCAGAAGACUUCAGUUUCUUCUCACUAAAGACUAAGGCUGCGAUGUUUGGACUUGGGAUAAGGAAUGAGACCUUGAAAUCAGAUCAAGCAUUGCACUCACCAUACUUUUUUCUUGAUGAAUCAGCUCUACCUAUUGGAGCAGCAUUUCAUGCUGCUGUUGCAGUUUCAUACUUGGAUAGCCAUGUUGUAAUUCAGGAGGUUUUGACAUAAGUGUAGAUUUAAAAAGAUUGCUUCCUGUAUGUAGCAAAUUGCAGGAAAAUAUGCAUUUUUGCAUUGUUUGACGAUUUUUGGAGGCUAUUUUAGCGAUUAUGGAGAAAGAAUAAGGAGGAGAAUAAACUUAAUAUAAAUCAACUUAGGCUGAACCUAUUGGAGCAGCUUUUCAUGCUGCUGUUGCAGUUUCAUACUUGAAUAGUCAUGUUAUAAUUCA
Theobroma cacao (cacao) is the source of this 1727-nucleotide messenger RNA. RefSeq names its product IAA-amino acid hydrolase ILR1-like. Gene Ontology annotation, molecular function: IAA-Ala conjugate hydrolase activity. Gene Ontology annotation, biological process: auxin metabolic process. Gene Ontology annotation, cellular component: endoplasmic reticulum. The record is from RefSeq and is a predicted model, not a curated record. NCBI's taxonomy places the organism in Eukaryota, Viridiplantae, Streptophyta, Magnoliopsida, Malvales, Malvaceae.